This is a messenger RNA of Rhinopithecus roxellana (golden snub-nosed monkey), 9349 nucleotides long. Its product is annotated as poly(A)-specific ribonuclease PARN-like. Gene Ontology annotation, biological process: nuclear-transcribed mRNA poly(A) tail shortening. Lineage: Eukaryota; Metazoa; Chordata; Mammalia; Primates; Cercopithecidae. The transcript has 14 exons. Bases 150 to 1106 code for a protein of 318 amino acids. The record is from RefSeq and is a predicted model, not a curated record. Gene Ontology annotation, cellular component: cytoplasm. Gene Ontology annotation, molecular function: RNA binding; poly(A)-specific ribonuclease activity.
AGCAGGCGCGCGCUGUUUCCGGAAGUUGCGGCUGCUCUCUCGGCUGCUGCUGCCUCAGCUACUGCCGCGGUCGCCGCGGAAUUCGGCGAGUAGAACCGCUGAGGCGAGCGCGGGCCCGUGUGGGGCCGGGGUUCCGGCCACUCUGCAGAAUGGAGAUAAUCAGGAGCAAUUUUAAGAGUAAUCUUCACAAAGUGUACCAGGCCAUAGAGGAGGCCGACUUCUUCGCCAUCGAUGGGGAGUUUUCAGGAAUCAGUGAUGGACCUUCAGUUUCUGCAUUAACAAAUGGUUUUGACACUCCAGAAGAAAGGUAUCAGAAGCUUAAAAAGCAUUCCAUGGACUUUUUGCUAUUUCAGUUUGGCCUUUGCGCUUUUAAGUAUGACUACACAGAUUCAAAGUAUGUAACGAAGUCAUUUAACUUCUAUGUUUUCCCGAAACCCUUCAAUAGAUCCUCACCAGAUGUCAAAUUUGUUUGUCAGAGCUCCAGCAUUGACUUUCUAGCAAGCCAGGGAUUUGAUUUUAAUAAAGUUUUUCGCAAUGGAAUUCCAUAUUUAAAUCAGGAAGAAGAAAGACAGUUAAGAGAGCAGUAUGAUGAAAAACGUUCACAGGCGAAUGGUGCAGGAGCUCUGUCCUACGUAUCUCCUAACACUUCAAAAUGUCCUGUCACGAUUCCUGAGGAUCAAAAGAAAUUUAUUGACCAAGUGGUAGAGAAAAUAGAAGAUUUAUUACAAAGUGAAGAAAACAAGAACUUGAAUUUAGAGCCAUGUACCGGGUUCCAAAGAAAACUAAUUUAUCAGACUUUGAGCUGGAAGUAUCCGAAAGGCAUUCAUGUUGAGACUUUAGAAACUGAAAAGAAGGAGCGAUACAUAGUUAUCAGCAAAGUAGAUGAAGAAGAACGCAAAAGAAGAGAGCAGCAGAAACAUGCCAAAGAACAGGAGGAGCUGAAUGAUGCUGUGGGAUUUUCUAGAGUCAUUCAUGCCAUUGCUAAUUUGGGAAAACUUGUUAUUGGACACAAUAUGCUCUUGGACGUCAUGCACACAGUUCAUCAGUUCUACUGCCCUCUGCCUGUGUACUUGUUGACUAGAAAUGGGUUUUGUAGUUCAGCUUAAGGAGGACACCUUCAGAGUCUCUUCGGGGAGCAGCUCGAUGUUGUCGGUGUACCAAGAGGCCCACCAGAGGAGGCUAACGAAGAUGAUGGCGGCGCCCAGGUAGACCAGCAUGUCGUAGAAGUCCAGGUCCACAAAGACACCAGUGAACAGCACCGCCACGCCCACCAUGCCGAAGACGACGCCCAGCCAGAAGAAAUGCUGGCAGCGGCCGAGGCUCUACCGCUUCCCGGUCGUAUUGACCGUCCUUACUGAAAGCUCCAUGAUGCUCCCACCAUCGCCGCCGCAAGGUCCAAAGAGCCAGGAGGCAGGCGGCGCCGCUACAGGCGACUGCAGCCUCUGGGUCCCCAUGGCAACGCCGUCGGGGUGCGUACCUCAGUGAGGGGCGGGACCAGAGGACGGGAAAAUUGGGCUGCCUGUGAUGCUCCCGGCAGGCGCUCAUGCGCAAUACGCCCCGUUGCCCGCGGCCGGUUUCUGCGCCUGCGCAAUGAUCACUGUGGUGCGUCCCUGGAGUGUCAGCCCCUUUGUGGUCAGCUUGGGACGCUCAGGCUCUGGGUGGGAGAAGACGGAUUCUCGGGAAGGUAUCCACGUUCCUCUCUCCACACCCCGGGUGUCUGAGCGAGGGCGAGAUUCUGGAGAUUUCUGGCUGGGUUGUGCCGCAGCCUCCAAAACCUGAGCAACCGACAUCUCAGGAACCUUCAGGACACUUGAAGACUGGCUCAGGGAACUCUCCUGCACUACAGAGGUGCUGGGGAUGGCCUGUUGCAUUUGAAGUAGGGCCUCCAAGUCCUUGAUAGCCUGAGAGGCCUGUGGAUCCACAAUAGUAAAGGACUGAGAAAGAUACAGGCUGCCCCAUAUGGACCUGGGUGGCCAGUGACGGGGUUCCAGAAACCAAACCAGGUGGUGGAGACUGAGUUUGAGAGGCCGAGGAAGAUUCUGGGGCUGGCGCUGCGAGGCCACAGGCAUCAGGGCCUGGCUCAGAGAGACAGCAGGGACCUGGAGGUGGUUCUCAGAGGCCAUGGGGACAGCAAGUUGGCUCUUAAAAGCCAAAGAAACUACAGGCUGGCUCUUAGAAGUAAAAAUGGCUACAGGGUGUCUAGCAGAGAUGGAGGGGGCUACAAUCAGGCCCUUAGUGGCGUAGAGAGGGGAAGGCACAGGCUGGUGCAGAGGCAACACAGGAUGCACCGGAUGGGUGGCAGGCGGUUGAUCCAUCGACGGCGGCUGGGCAUCCGGGUCUGGGGAGCCAACGGUCUCCGAAUUUUUGUCAUCUUCAGGCUCGGGACCCAGAUCCUCUUUGCCAGAGUCUUGAGAGGCGUUGCUCUCCUUGACCCCUUCCUCUCCAUCUUUGUCCUUGCUUUUCCUUCCCAGCCGUUCUUCUACGUGGGCCGAGGCAGGCACGGUCAGGGAAGCUUCUCUUUGAAGGGUCCUCCUAUGACGCCGCCACUGCAUCAGCGGCCCCGACCUUUGCUCUUAAUCCCAGGUGGACCAGCAGGAAUGUCUGGCCCCAUCUUGCCAGUGGGAGAGAAACCUCUACCUGACUGGCUAGUCUGAUGCAGAGGAAGCCAGAGCACAGGCAACAAGGGCCUUGAGCUAAAGACAGUGCAGCCAUCUCCACGUCCUGCUUUGUGCUGGGCAAGGCAGUGAAUGUGUUGAACCAGGCCCUCCCUCGUGUGCCUCUCCUGGACAACAAGCUCACUUGCCUGUUGCCGGUCAGGCCCACCCGUGCCAAGGCAAAUUGGCUGGAGAAGGAUGUUCUCAAGCAUGCCCAAGGUGGGUUGUGGGGAAGAGCAGUUGAGGCACAGGCAGGCUGGACUUGUUUAUUUAUUUAUUGAGACGGAUUAUAGGAACGUGCUGUCAUAACUUAUUUUAUUUUUAAUUAAUUAUUACUAGUUUUGAAACUGAAUCUCGCUCUGUCACCCAGCCUGGAGUGCAGUGGCACAGUCUCAGCUCACUGCAACCUCCCUCUCCAGAGUUCAAGGGUUGAGGUCGCAUAGGACACCCGAGUGAAGUAGGUGAAGUCCCAGAGGACACUGCAGUGGUAGAGGUGUCUGUGGUCUCAGAAAAUCAUCAGAGAAGGUGGUUAGAGGUACCAGAGUACGCUCGAGUAAAAUAGGAGGUUGAGAUGCCAGGGGACACGCGAGUGGUGGAGCUGGAGAAGAUGGUAGAGGUACCAGAAGACACUCGAGGGAAGGUGUCUUUGAUCUUAGAAAAUCAACUGGGAGAUCCGUGUUUCCACCAAGAUGGUGGCGCUGGGCUCGGGGUGACUAGAGGAGACGACAGGGCCAUUUCCCUUCGCCAGGACCCGACACACCACCCUUCGCUCGCGCACCCCUCUGCCAUCAAGCUAUCUGCCAGCCUGGGCGCCCGCUGUCCGCUGCCGAUUUCUGCGCCUGCGCAAUGAUCACUGUGGUGCGUCCCUGGAGUGUCAGCCCCUUUGUGGUCAGCUUGGGACGCUCAGGCUCUGGGUGGGAGAAGACGGAUUCUCGGGAAGGUAUCCACGUUCCUCUCUCCACACCCCGGGUGUCUGAGCGAGGGCGAGAUUCUGGAGAUUUCUGGCUGGGUUGUGCCGCAGCCUCCAAAACCUGAGCAACCGACAUCUCAGGAACCUUCAGGACACUUGAAGACUGGCUCAGGGAACUCUCCUGCACUACAGAGGUGCUGGGGAUGGCCUGUUGCAUUUGAAGUAGGGCCUCCAAGUCCUUGAUAGCCUGAGAGGCCUGUGGAUCCACAAUAGUAAAGGACUGAGAAAGAUACAGGCUGCCCCAUAUGGACCUGGGUGGCCAGUGACGGGGUUCCAGAAACCAAACCAGGUGGUGGAGACUGAGUUUGAGAGGCCGAGGAAGAUUCUGGGGCUGGCCCUGCGAGGCCACAGGCAUCAGGGCCUGGCUCAGAGAGACGGCAGGGACCUGGAGGUGGUUCUCAGAGGCCAUGGGGACAGCAAGUUGGCUCUUAAAAGCCAAAGAAACUACAGGCUGGCUCUUAGAAGUAAAAAUGGCUACAGGGUGUCUAGCAGAGAUGGAGGGGGCUACAAUCAGGCCCUUAGUGGCGUAGAGAGGGGAAGGCACAGGCUGGUGCAGAGGCAACACAGGAUGCACCGGAUGGGUGGCAGGCGGUUGAUCCAUCGACGGCGGCUGGGCAUCCGGGUCUGGGGAGCCAACGGUCUCCGAAUUUUUGUCAUCUUCAGGCUCGGGACCCAGAUCCUCUUUGCCAGAGUCUUGAGAGGCGUUGCUCUCCUUGACCCCUUCCUCUCCAUCUUUGUCCUUGCUUUUCCUUCCCAGCCGUUCUUCUACGUGGGCCGAGGCAGGCACGGUCAGGGAAGCUUCUCUUUGAAGGGUCCUCCUAUGACGCCGCCACUGCAUCAGCGGCCCUGACCUUUGCUCUUAAUCCCAGGUGGACCAGCAGGAAUGUCUGGCCCCAUCUUGCCAGUGGGAGAGAAACCUCUACCUGACUGGCUAGUCUGAUGCAGAGGAAGCCAGAGCACAGGCAACAAGGGCCUUGAGCUAAAGACAGUGCAGCCAUCUCCACGUCCUGCUUUGUGCUGGGCAAGGCAGUGAAUGUGUUGAACCAGGCCCUCCCUCGUGUGCCUCUCCUGGACAACAAGCUCACUUGCCUGUUGCCGGUCAGGCCCACCCGUGCCAAGGCAAAUUGGCUGGAGAAGGAUGUUCUCAAGCAUGCCCAAGGUGGGUUGUGGGGAAGAGCAGUUGAGGCACAGGCAGGCUGGACUUGUUUAUUUAUUUAUUGAGACGGAUUAUAGGAACGUGCUGUCAUAACUUAUUUUAUUUUUAAUUAAUUAUUACUAGUUUUGAAACUGAAUCUCGCUCUGUCACCCAGCCUGGAGUGCAGUGGCACAGUCUCAGCUCACUGCAACCUCCCUCUCCAGAGUUCAAGGGUUGAGGUCGCAUAGGACACCCGAGUGAAGUAGGUGAAGUCCCAGAGGACACUGCAGUGGUAGAGGUGUCUGUGGUCUCAGAAAAUCAUCAGAGAAGGUGGUUAGAGGUACCAGAGUACGCUCGAGUAAAAUAGGAGGUUGAGAUGCCAGGGGACACGCGAGUGGUGGAGCUGGAGAAGAUGGUAGAGGUACCAGAAGACACUCGAGGGAAGGUGUCUUUGAUCUUAGAAAAUCAACUGGGAGAUCCGUGUUUCCACCAAGAUGGUGGCGCUGGGCUCGGGGUGACUAGAGGAGACGACAGGGCCAUUUCCCUUCGCCAGGACCCGACACACCACCCUUCGCUCGCGCACCCCUCUGCCAUCAAGCUAUCUGCCAGCCUGGGCGCCCGCUGUCCGCUGCCAAUUUCUGCGCCUGCGCAAUGAUCACUGUGGUGCGUCCCUGGAGUGUCAGCCCCUUUGUGGUCAGCUUGGGACGCUCAGGCUCUGGGUGGGAGAAGACGGAUUCUCGGGAAGGUAUCCACGUUCCUCUCUCCACACCCCGGGUGUCUGAGCGAGGGCGAGAUUCUGGAGAUUUCUGGCUGGGUUGUGCCGCAGCCUCCAAAACCUGAGCAACCGACAUCUCAGGAACCUUCAGGACACUUGAAGACUGGCUCAGGGAACUCUCCUGCACUACAGAGGUGCUGGGGAUGGCCUGUUGCAUUUGAAGUAGGGCCUCCAAGUCCUUGAUAGCCUGAGAGGCCUGUGGAUCCACAAUAGUAAAGGACUGAGAAAGAUACAGGCUGCCCCAUAUGGACCUGGGUGGCCAGUCACUGGGUUCCAGAAACCAAACCAGGUGGUGGAGACUGAGUUUGAGAGGCUGAGGAAGAUUCUGGGGCUGACCCUGCGAGGCCACAGGCAUCAGGGCCUGGCUCAGAGAGACAGCAGGAACCUGGAGGUCUCAGAGGCCAUGGGGACAGCAAGUUGGCUCUUAAAAGCCAAAGAAACUACAGGCUGGCUCUUAGAAGUAAAAAUGGCUACAGGGUGUCUAGCAGAGAUGGAGGGGGCUACAAUCAGGCCCUUAGUGGCGUAGAGAGGGGAAGGCACAGGCUGGUGCAGAGGCAACACAGGAUGCACCGGAUGGGUGGCAGGCGGUUGAUCCAUCGACGGCGGCUGGGCAUCCGGGUCUGGGGAGCCAACGGUCUCCGAAUUUUUGUCAUCUUCAGGCUCGGGACCCAGAUCCUCUUUGCCAGAGUCUUGAGAGGCGUUGCUCUCCUUGACCCCUUCCUCUCCAUCUUUGUCCUUGCUUUUCCUUCCCAGCCGUUCUUCUACGUGGGCCGAGGCAGGCACGGUCAGGGAAGCUUCUCUUUGAAGGGUCCUCCUAUGACGCCGCCACUGCAUCAGCGGCCCCGACCUUUGCUCUUAAUCCCAGGUGGACCAGCAGGAAUGUCUGGCCCCAUCUUGCCAGUGGGAGAGAAACCUCUACCUGACUGGCUAGUCUGAUGCAGAGGAAGCCAGAGCACAGGCAACAAGGGCCUUGAGCUAAAGACAGUGCAGCCAUCUCCACGUCCUGCUUUGUGCUGGGCAAGGCAGUGAAUGUGUUGAACCAGGCCCUCCCUCGUGUGCCUCUCCUGGACAACAAGCUCACUUGCCUGUUGCCGGUCAGGCCCACCCGUGCCAAGGCAAAUUGGCUGGAGAAGGAUGUUCUCAAGCAUGCCCAAGGUGGGUUGUGGGGAAGAGCAGUUGAGGCACAGGCAGGCUGGACUUGUUUAUUUAUUUAUUGAGACGGAUUAUAGGAACGUGCUGUCAUAACUUAUUUUAUUUUUAAUUAAUUAUUACUAGUUUUGAAACUGAAUCUCGCUCUGUCACCCAGCCUGGAGUGCAGUGGCACAGUCUCAGCUCACUGCAACCUCCCUCUCCAGAGUUCAAGGGUUGAGGUCGCAUAGGACACCCGAGUGAAGUAGGUGAAGUCCCAGAGGACACUGCAGUGGUAGAGGUGUCUGUGGUCUCAGAAAAUCAUCAGAGAAGGUGGUUAGAGGUACCAGAGUACGCUCGAGUAAAAUAGGAGGUUGAGAUGCCAGGGGACACGCGAGUGGUGGAGCUGGAGAAGAUGGUAGAGGUACCAGAAGACACUCGAGGGAAGGUGUCUUUGAUCUUAGAAAAUCAACUGGGAGAUCCGUGUUUCCACCAAGAUGGUGGCGCUGGGCUCGGGGUGACUAGAGGAGACGACAGGGCCAUUUCCCUUCGCCAGGACCCGACACACCACCCUUCGCUCGCGCACCCCUCUGCCAUCAAGCUAUCUGCCAGCCUGGGCGCCCGCUGUCCGCUGCCGAUUUCUGCGCCUGCGCAAUGAUCACUGUGGUGCGUCCCUGGAGUGUCAGCCCCUUUGUGGUCAGCUUGGGACGCUCAGGCUCUGGGUGGGAGAAGACGGAUUCUCGGGAAGGUAUCCACGUUCCUCUCUCCACACCCCGGGUGUCUGAGCGAGGGCGAGAUUCUGGAGAUUUCUGGCUGGGUUGUGCCGCAGCCUCCAAAACCUGAGCAACCGACAUCUCAGGAACCUUCAGGACACUUGAAGACUGGCUCAGGGAACUCUCCUGCACUACAGAGGUGCUGGGGAUGGCCUGUUGCAUUUGAAGUAGGGCCUCCAAGUCCUUGAUAGCCUGAGAGGCCUGUGGAUCCACAAUAGUAAAGGACUGAGAAAGAUACAGGCUGCCCCAUAUGGACCUGGGUGGCCAGUCACUGGGUUCCAGAAACCAAACCAGGUGGUGGAGACUGAGUUUGAGAGGCUGAGGAAGAUUCUGGGGCUGACCCUGCGAGGCCACAGGCAUCAGGGCCUGGCUCAGAGAGACAGCAGGGACCUGGAGGUGGUUCUCAGAGGCCAUGGGGACAGCAAGUUGGCUCUUAAAAGCCAAAGAAACUACAGGCUGGCUCUUAGAAGUAAAAAUGGCUACAGGGUGUCUAGCAGAGAUGGAGGGGGCUACAAUCAGGCCCUUAGUGGCGUAGAGAGGGGAAGGCACAGGCUGGUGCAGAGGCAACACAGGAUGCACCGGAUGGGUGGCAGGCGGUUGAUCCAUCGACGGCGGCUGGGCAUCCGGGUCUGGGGAGCCAACGGUCUCCGAAUUUUUGUCAUCUUCAGGCUCGGGACCCAGAUCCUCUUUGCCAGAGUCUUGAGAGGCGUUGCUCUCCUUGACCCCUUCCUCUCCAUCUUUGUCCUUGCUUUUCCUUCCCAGCCGUUCUUCUACGUGGGCCGAGGCAGGCACGGUCAGGGAAGCUUCUCUUUGAAGGGUCCUCCUAUGACGCCGCCACUGCAUCAGCGGCCCUGACCUUUGCUCUUAAUCCCAGGUGGACCAGCAGGAAUGUCUGGCCCCAUCUUGCCAGUGGGAGAGAAACCUCUACCUGACUGGCUAGUCUGAUGCAGAGGAAGCCAGAGCACAGGCAACAAGGGCCUUGAGCUAAAGACAGUGCAGCCAUCUCCACGUCCUGCUUUGUGCUGGGCAAGGCAGUGAAUGUGUUGAACCAGGCCCUCCCUCGUGUGCCUCUCCUGGACAACAAGCUCACUUGCCUGUUGCCGGUCAGGCCCACCCGUGCCAAGGCAAAUUGGCUGGAGAAGGAUGUUCUCAAGCAUGCCCAAGGUGGGUUGUGGGGAAGAGCAGUUGAGGCACAGGCAGGCUGGACUUGUUUAUUUAUUUAUUGAGACGGAUUAUAGGAACGUGCUGUCAUAACUUAUUUUAUUUUUAAUUAAUUAUUACUAGUUUUGAAACUGAAUCUCGCUCUGUCACCCAGCCUGGAGUGCAGUGGCACAGUCUCAGCUCACUGCAACCUCCCUCUCCAGAGUUCAAGGGUUGAGGUCGCAUAGGACACCCGAGUGAAGUAGGUGAAGUCCCAGAGGACACUGCAGUGGUAGAGGUGUCUGUGGUCUCAGAAAAUCAUCAGAGAAGGUGGUUAGAGGUACCAGAGUACGCUCGAGUAAAAUAGGAGGUUGAGAUGCCAGGGGACACGCGAGUGGUGGAGCUGGAGAAGAUGGUAGAGGUACCAGAAGACACUCGAGGGAAGGUGUCUUUGAUCUUAGAAAAUCAACUGGGAGAUCCGUGUUUCCACCAAGAUGGUGGCGCUGGGCUCGGGGUGACUAGAGGAGACGACAGGGCCAUUUCCCUUCGCCAGGACCCGACACACCACCCUUCGCUCGCGCACCCCUCUGCCAUCAAGCUAUCUGCCAGCCUGGGCGCCCGCUGUCCGCUGCCAAUUUCUGCGCCUGCGCAAUGAUCACUGUGGUGCGUCCCUGGAGUGUCAGCCCCUUUGUGGUCAGCUUGGGACGCUCAGGCUCUGGGUGGGAGAAGACGGAUUCUCGGGAAGGUAUCCACGUUCCUCUCUCCACACCCCGG